Molecule: messenger RNA, 792 nt
Organism: Microthlaspi erraticum
Lineage: Eukaryota; Viridiplantae; Streptophyta; Magnoliopsida; Brassicales; Brassicaceae
Source: the annotation of a GenBank genome assembly
AUGUUGGAGCUUCGUUUAGUACAAGGCUCUCUGUUGAAGAAGGUUCUAGAAUCGAUCAAGGAUCUGGUGAACGAUGCGAACUUCGACUGCUCGAGCACUGGCUUCUCGCUCCAGGCCAUGGACUCCAGCCACGUGGCGCUGGUGUCUCUUUUGCUGAGAUCCGAAGGGUUUGAGCAUUACCGGUGCGAUAGGAAUCUCUCCAUGGGGAUGAAUCUCGGUAACAUGUCUAAGAUGCUCAAGUGUGCCGGAAAUGAUGACAUCAUCACCAUCAAAGCCGAUGAUGGAAGCGACACCGUCACUUUCAUGUUCGAGAGCCCCACACAAGACAAGAUUGCAGAUUUUGAGAUGAAGCUGAUGGAUAUUGACAGCGAGCAUUUAGGAAUACCUGACGCUGAGUACCAGUCGAUUGUGAGAAUGCCCUCUGGUGAAUUUUCCAGGAUAUGCAAAGAUCUCAGUACCAUUGGUGACACUGUUGUGAUCUCUGUGACGAAAGAAGGGGUGAAGUUUUCAACAGCAGGUGAUAUCGGGACAGCGAACAUUGUACUCAGGCAGAAUACAACUGUGGAUAAACCUGAAGAUGCGAUUGUGAUAGAGAUGAAUGAGCCUGUGUCGCUUUCGUUCGCAUUGAGGUACAUGAAUUCAUUCACGAAGGCGACUCCUUUGUCUGAGACCGUGACGAUCAGUUUGUCAUCAGAGUUACCUGUUGUGGUGGAGUACAAGGUGGCUGAGAUGGGUUACAUUCGAUACUAUUUGGCCCCUAAGAUCGAAGAAGAAGAAGACACUAAUCCUUAA